Messenger RNA from Soboliphyme baturini, 4014 nucleotides. The record is from the annotation of a GenBank genome assembly. NCBI's taxonomy places the organism in Eukaryota, Metazoa, Nematoda, Enoplea, Dioctophymatida, Soboliphymatidae.
AUGUUUAUAGAUGAGACGAACGGUCGAUACUGGCUAUUGAACAUCUUUACGAUGUCAUAUUCAGCUGCCGCAGAUUCCGCAUUUCCGGCGCUCGUUGCAAUCGAAGCGUCGAAGUACUUGAAAGGAGCGGGCCUUUCGACGAAUGAUGCGGUGAACCGUCUUCCGUUGCUGGACGUGACAAAUACAGCGUUGAAGAAAAUAUGUUUUAAACCUGGGCGGUUCUUGUGCACUCCGAGCAUCUACCGCUCGUACACCGGAUACUGCAAUAAUGUGAACAAUCCGCUGCGCGGCGCUGCUUACGUUCCGUUGCAAAGACUCUUCGCUCCAAGUUAUGCUGACGGAAUCUCUACGCCGCAUGUUGCCAGCGACGGAAAUCCGCUUCCAAAUCCACUCGUAGUUAGCAGACAGUUGUUUUCCAAUGAUGAACCCCUGCACAGCAGCAUAUCCAUUCUCCUACCGACAUGGGCUUUGUUCAUUAAUAAUGACAUAUUUCAACUGAGUUCGAUGAAAGGCAAAUUUUUAUCUUUCCUGCCGUGUUGCGAAAGGACGUCAGGCGACGAUGAGUGCCUUAGCAUUACUACUUACUCUGAAAAGCAGUUUUACAAUCAGAGUGACCAUAUUUGCAUACCUUACGCAAGAACUGUUCCUUCGCCGCGUGAAAACUGCUUAUUAGGACCUCGAGAGCAAGGAAACUCUGUCAGUUCGUUUUUAGACGGCAGCGGCAUUUACGGAACGACCGAAGAAAAAGCAGUCUCCCUGAGGUCACUGAAAAACGAAGGAACUUCUACCUCAUCACAAAGUGUCUGUCAAGGGGCCAUGUUUUGGUCGAAUAGGUGGAAGGUGCUUCAUGUCAGCCAUUUGUACCUUAGCUUCAUCUAUUGCUUGAUAAAAACGAAAUGCUUAGGCUCUGAUCAUGCAAACUUCUUACCUACUUUAACAGCAAUACAUACGAUAUGGAUGAGGCAACAUAACAACCUCGCCAGGAAAUUAAAAAUUUUAAAUAGUAACUGGAACGACGAACGCAUAUACCAGGAAAGUCGAAAGAUCCUCAUUGCCCAAAUUCAACAUGUAACUUUCAGUGAAUACCUGCCAAUUGUUAUAGGAGUAGAAAACGUGGAUCGCUUCUCGCUGAGGCUCAGAAAAGUUGGAUACUUUUCAGACUACGAUUUCGAGAUGGACCCGUCAACAUUGAAUGAGUACGCAGCAGCUGCUGGACUGUUCCUCUAUAGUAUGCUGCAUGUGACGAUUCGGUUAAAUGACAAUGACGGGCGGAUUAUUCUGGAGCAGCCACUUUCCGAGCUGUACAUGCUGGAUACGCCGUCCUCCAGACCUGGCCUGCAUUUAUCCAAACAAUUCACUCAACGAUUGCUACCGACUUCGGACGGCAUUGGCUUUAAUUUGGCAGCGAUUCUCCUCCAACGAGGUCGCGAACAUGGCCUGCCAUCGUACACGAAAGUCAGAAAGCUGUGUGGCUAUGAUCCGGUGACAACCUUUGAAGAUCUGCGGAGUAUAGUUCAAACCCCUGACAUAAUUGCGCUUCUGCGCAAACUCUACAAGAAGGCCGACCGUUUCUGGUAUGAAAACUUUAUGGCUCCAUCAGCGUUUAGCGAAGCGCAGUUGGCAGAAAUUCGGAAAACUACAAUGGCUCAGAUUAUUUGUGAUACCACGGACAACGUCAGUGUAGUGCAGCCCAUGGUGUUUAUGUUACCUGAUAAGUUUUCGAACAGCCCAGUCAGUUGCAAAACCACCGUUAUACCGGAAAUGGAUCUCAGUCCAUGGAUAGAGAGGGAAACCGCAUUUCGCCAACCAAUAACUGAAGAAACGCUAAGGAAAGCGAUUGAAAUGGGCAAAGAGAGAAUCAAAGAUGUGUUUGAAAGACACCAGAACUUUGGAACAAGCUACCUCCAAAAACCCCAAACCAGUAUAUCAUCAGCUUAUUUUGGACACGGCGUACCGUUCAUUUCUGACCAGGAAGUGCUGUUGCGCUCGAGAACGGCCACCGCAAUGGCAGAGGCAGCAAAACUCAUUAUUCGAAGAGAGGACGUUGAAAACAACGAAGCAGUCCUAGACGAGCUGAACAUGAAUGUAAUCCAGGAGCUGAUUCCUGAAAUCGAUGUCGCAAGUUUCAUAGGUACUGUUAAGGAUCCUGACGUUCGACCGCAAGCAUUUAUUUUGCAUGCAGGUAACGCACCUGGAAACACAAGGCAGUGCAACCCGAGACCUCUUCCAUGUGACGCAACCUCACCUUACCGUACUUCGUCCGGAUGGUGCAAUAGGCUAUCGAGUCCAGUAGCUGGCAGCACGUUUGUCUCCUUUCGAAGAUUACUAAAGCCGGCCUACAGUUUUGGUGAACCAAGGAUGUUCAGCAAAAGUGGUGCACUCCUCCCCAGUGCCAGACUUGUGGCCAACGAAAUGCACACGAGCAUGAACAUCGAACACCCAAAGUACAGUCACGCGCUGAUGAUGUACGGACAGUUCAUCGAUCAUGACAUAUCACAUACUCCUCAGUCUACAGCACCGGAUGGGACGUUGUUGGAGUGUCGAAGCUGUGACUCAUAUUACUUAGAGUCGUUCAACUGCUGGCCAAUAAAGAUACCGUUAAACGACCCAUACUUUCCACCAGAACUUUCCAGUGGUGAACCCAGAUGUAUCCCGUUUGUCCGUUCUCUUAUAGGAGAUCUAAAAUCAGGUUACAGAGAACAAAUCAACCAAGUUUCUAGCUACAUUGACGGGUCCAAUAUCUACGGAUCGCACGACUGUACAAUCUCAGAGCUGAGACUUUACAAGCACGGCAAAUUGAAAACUGCAUUGGAGGAGGCUUGGACGAAACCAGGCUUGCCUCAUGGUUUCAGGGAUCCAGAUUGCAAGCUCAGGGCCCAUGACUGUCUCGUUGCCGGCGAUAUUCGUGUCAACGAGAACAGUGCCUUGGUCGUUCCUCAUUUGGUGUUCGUUCGAGAACACAACAGAAUUGCUCAUGUACUGCACAAGCUGAACAAAUUCUGGUCUGACGAAAAGCUGUUCCAGGAAGCGCGAAAAAUCGUUGGAGCAGUGCUUCAACAUAUCACUUUCAAUGAGUGGCUUCCAAAGGUUAUCGGGCUGAACAAUAUGAAUAAAUAUGGCCUGAAUUUAGAGGCAGGAAAAUACUACGAAGGAAAUGAUUUUGCGUCAGGUUAUGACCAAUUCUGCGACGCCACAAUUUCAAACGAAUUCGCGACGGCUGCCUUUCGGUUCGGCCAUACGCUGGUCAGAGAAAGUUUCAACUUGAUGGACAAAAAUUUUAAUAACGUCACCUCGCCCAUGCUCCUGAAGCAUAUGUUUUUCAAUAUAACACCGAUAUUCGCCAAGAAUCAAGGUGGCGUCAGUCACAUCUUGUCAGGAAUGCUAGCAACGCCUUCCAUGGCAUGUGACAGGCAUAUUAAUCAGGAUUUACGUAACCAUCUGUUCGAGAACUACAGCUCGCCGUAUUCCGGAAUGGACCUGCCCGCGCUGUCGAUUCAGCGUGGACGCGACCAUGGCAUUCCUGGUUACAACAGCUACCGUGAAUACUGUGGAUUCGGCAGAGCGGCAACCUUCGAAAAUCUCACGGAUCUCAUGAAUUUCGACGCAAUGCAGAAGUUGAAGAAAGUGUAUAGUGACGUUGAAGACAUCGACCUGUUCCCAGCCAUUUUGUCUGAACGUCCCAUGCCUGGAGCAAUGAUUGGUCCCACCGCCUGCUGUCUCAUUGGCGAACAGUUUCAACGUCUACGGAACUGCGAUCGGUUCUGGUACGAGAACAAGCAACAAGAAAAUCGCUUUUCACCGAGUGAGUAUACAGCCUAUUAUUUGCAUUAUAUGAAAUAUGAUUUUCUAACCUGCAAUCUUUCCUCCUUACGAACAGUGACUAAAACUUUCAACAUUUCAGGGCAACUUGCGGAGAUCAGGAAAGUAACCUUCGCAAGAAUAAUUUGCUCGAACGUUGAAGGAAUACGAAGAAUUCAGCCAGAUGUGUUUGCUCUGCCCAACGAUAACAUGUAG